AUGGCAACAACGGAAGUAACGGCAAGGGUGCAGGGGAGUCGGGCUCCACGAUUGAAGCGCGCCCUCUGUGUAAAGUACAUAACAUUUUUAAGUUACGCAAAAAAGAUUAACCUGAAGGGACCAUGGAACAGGUACUACGGUUGCUUGUUCCGGACCGCAGGAACAGCUAUAACAUCAAUGAGAGGGUUAAUGGGUACCGCUGUGAUACCUCGUGGAGGGAGGCUACCUCGGAAUAAGGACAUGUUAUUCGAUAAGCUCCUAAAUCAUAUGCUCUCCAAACCAGUUAAAAUAGCCUCCUUCGAUUUCGACGGUACGUUGAUGAACCCCACAGGAGAGAAACACCCCAAUAAUGUCCUUAUCAGUAGGGAAGCAAUACAAAACAUUAUUGUCUUAAAAAAAAUACACCAAUACAAGGUCGUGAUUUUCUCGAACCAAACGAAUGUCUCUUCCCCCUUGUACGAUUCCACCCACAUGGAGCAGAACAAGCUCCCCGUUCUCUUCUCAAAGGUGGAGCAGUUAACAGAUGCGCUCCGAUACUUUAACUCCUUUUAUGCGAGUCACCCGAAGGUGCCACAAAAAGGAGACACGCACCCAUCAAUUUGGCGCCAACGUGGGAGAACCCUCCCCUCCCAUACCCCAAUUGGUACUGCACACAGAAACAACUCCGCGCUGAACGCUUUCUUUGCAAUAGGGAAAGGAAGCAUCGAAGCGUUGGAUAUUUAUCCUAAACCAAGCGAUGGACAGUAUUGUCUGUUCAUCUGUUUGGAGGGGAUUAAAUAUGUUCUCCUACUAAUGAGUUAUUUUGCAAAAGCUCACAGAAUUCUAUUGGAGAGGCAAGCAAUCAAGCAGAAAGACAAACCUCUGGGAGAAUUCCUUCAACUUGUCUUGGAUAUGUUAAGUAAUCGUCAUUUACAAGUCCUUGUGAAGAAGCUUCGGAGGCGUCCAUUUCACCUGAACAAGAUCAGGCUACUUAUCCUCGACGUGUACCUAAAUACGCUAUUGCGGAAAAUGGAGUUAUACAGGCGUUUUGAGAAGGAGUACCCUGCGUAUGCUGCACAUGUGGAGUUUUUUUUAAGUGACGCAGAGUGGAGUAUCCAUGCUUCUGAAGGAGGCCAUGAUGAUUGUGUUGGAGAGUUCCCUUCACCGGAUCUCCUACGCGACGAGCUUUUUCUGACCCACCUCACCCGUUGCUUGGCCCAAAAAAACGACGCCAUGAAACGCCUCGCGGUUACCUUCUCCAGUGUGCUUUUCAAUUUUAAGGAGAGCUUUUACGCGGGGGACAACGUGGGUCGGGACUUCGACAAGUCGGAUGUGGACUUGCAGUUCGCCGCACGGACUGGAAUGAGACUCCUCGAUGAUGGACAUGUACGCCACUUGGGUGGCCCCAAACAAUGA
Plasmodium knowlesi strain H is the source of this 1395-nucleotide messenger RNA. RefSeq names its product phosphatase, putative. Gene Ontology annotation, molecular function: polynucleotide 3'-phosphatase activity; ATP-dependent polydeoxyribonucleotide 5'-hydroxyl-kinase activity; double-stranded DNA binding. Gene Ontology annotation, biological process: DNA repair. The coding region runs from base 1 to 1395 and encodes 464 amino acids. The record is from RefSeq and is a predicted model, not a curated record. NCBI's taxonomy places the organism in Eukaryota, Apicomplexa, Aconoidasida, Haemosporida, Plasmodiidae. The transcript has 2 exons.